AUGCCUCUUCCUAAGAGCGUGCGGAAGUCCUUGCAGGAGGCCAGCCUGGGCGGCUCUGUCCGACCGGUCCCUUCUUCCAGCAGCGCGGCGCCUGUCUCUCACGACAAAAAGCUCGCGGCAUCAUUGCGGCACAAUGAGGAACUCAAGCGCUUCCUGGCUGUGGUUGAGCAGCGGCCUGAGGACUUUGAGUUGCUCAUCUCGAACCUGCGCACGGAAAUGCUGCGGGCACAGCCGCAGACGAGCAGUGGCAAACCGGAGGUGCCCUUGGCAAAGCAGGUCAUCCUCCUCGGAACCCCAAAGCAGUGCGGCCACCAUGUCGUGGUGUCGCUUUGA
Effrenium voratum is the source of this 333-nucleotide messenger RNA. The record is from the annotation of a GenBank genome assembly. NCBI's taxonomy places the organism in Eukaryota, Dinophyceae, Suessiales, Symbiodiniaceae.